Talaromyces stipitatus ATCC 10500 is the source of this 1543-nucleotide messenger RNA. RefSeq names its product endo-1,3(4)-beta-glucanase, putative. Gene Ontology annotation, molecular function: hydrolase activity, hydrolyzing O-glycosyl compounds. The record is from RefSeq and is a predicted model, not a curated record. Bases 32 to 1543 code for a protein of 503 amino acids. The transcript has 5 exons. NCBI's taxonomy places the organism in Eukaryota, Fungi, Ascomycota, Eurotiomycetes, Eurotiales, Trichocomaceae. Gene Ontology annotation, biological process: glucan catabolic process.
GGAUAUUCAUUGAUUUUCAAGCACUGUCGCAAUGGCAUAUCAAGCGCAUGGCCAGACGCAAUACCCAAAAUCGCAUGGUGAUACUGCCCCUCCAUAUGCCGAUAACAUCGCCCUCAACUCCAGCAUAAACAACGAUUCACCUCAGAAAUUAUCACAGUACUCGAGAUUUGAUCCGCGAGGAUGGAGAACCCGCACAAGACUCAUUGCUGCUGGCGGCAUUGUGGUGAUAAUCAUUGCGAUCAUUGUCGGCGCAUAUGAGGGUUGGAAAGCGAACCGAUACCCGAAUUAUUCGGCGCUUACAUAUUCAUUGAAGGAUACCUAUGAAGGAGAGAACUUUUUUGAUAAUUUCUGGUAUUGGUCCGAUGCGGAUCCAACAGGGGGUUUUGUUUUCUAUCUGCAGAGGGCAAACGCAGUUUGGUCUAACCUCACAUAUGCGACCAAGGACUCGGCCGUGAUCAAGGUUGAUACUAGUUAUCCAAACACCAUCGGUGGACGCAACUCCGUUCGCAUCCAGUCCAACAACACGUACAACAAUGGUCUAUUCAUCUUUGAUAUCCUUCACACGCCUUAUGGUUGCGGUACAUGGCCUGCAUUGUGGCUUGCGGAUUCGAGCAAUUGGCCGACCAAUGGCGAGAUUGAUGUUAUCGAAGCUACGAACAAUGGUACCUGGGGAAAUAGUAUGACUUUGCAUACAACGGACGGCUGCAGCAUGGGCGUAAAACGCAAGGAAACGGGUAAAGUUACAUCGAAAAACUGCUACAACGGCACGAACUCCAACGAGGGAUGCGGCGUGUCUAGUACCACUGCUUCCUAUGGCCCUGAAUUUAACAAAAACGGCGGAGGGGUCUACGCUACUGAACUUCGUGACGCUGGUAUCCGUAUCUGGUGGUGGCCUCGCAACUCCAUUCCAUCUGAUAUCGCCGACGGCAAGCCCGACCCGUCAACCUGGGGUGAAGCUACGGCGGAUUUCCCUUCUACAGACUGCAGCAUUUCAUCUCAUUUCCGGAAUCAAAGUAUCAUUGCCAACAUUGAUUUAUGUGGAUCACUGGCUGCAGCCGACAGGUACUACAUUGAUCAGGCACAAUGUCCGAGUAAUUGUACGGCAUACGUGGCUGCGAAUCCUGGUGCAUUCGCAGAGGCAUAUUGGGAGUUUAAGAGUUUCAAGAAUUACCUCCAAGAAGCCAACACCUGGGGCAGCAGCUACGCCACCGAUCCUUAUGGUACCAACACCUACGGCACCAGCACCUACGGUGGCACCAGCUACAGCACCUACGGGGACACAACCGGCGGCGGCGCAAACCGUACAACCUACGACCCAACCACGGGUGCCUACGAUCAACACAUCGACUACGACGCCGAUGCCACCACGCGCCGCCAUCACCGCGAGCAGAUGGAUGAGUCCGGUCGAUACUAUCAUCGCGAUGUAGAUCGGGACACUACGGGAUUGGAUAAUACGACUCGCGUGCAUAAGGAGUAUUCGAAUCCUAAUACGGGAACGAGUUAUACUAGGGAUUCGGCGUAUGAUAGAAACAAUCUUGUUUGA